Molecule: messenger RNA, 4656 nt
Organism: Prorocentrum cordatum
Lineage: Eukaryota; Dinophyceae; Prorocentrales; Prorocentraceae
Source: the annotation of a GenBank genome assembly
AUGGCCACGCCCGUCCUGGGGGAGGACCCUGCUGGGCUGGACGGCGCGCCGCCCGAGGCCGCGGCUGCCAUCGCCCACCUGCGGGAGACGCUCUUCGCCGAGGUGCGCUCUAGCCAGGAGCGCCUGCUGCAGAACAUGGACAAGAGCCUGGGCGGCAUUCAGCGGGCGCUGGAGCGCCGCACGGCGCUCCUUGAGAGCAGGCAGGGGAAGGUCGAGCGCAUUCAGCAGCAGCGGGAGGAGGACGCCAAGAGGCUCGAGGACGAGAUGCGGAGGCGCCAGAAGGAGACGGACAAAAUCAUGGCGAAGCACUCUGCUGACCUGGCGCAGCUGCAGCGGGAGCUUGGCGUGGUCGCUGCAGGCGCGCCUCCCCCGCCUGAGACGGGGCCUGCUUGGAGCCGUGCGAUCGACCGCGCGGUCAUGGUCGUCACCUGCAAGGCCCCGCUCAUGCGUGCGGCGGUGGAGCGUGCCAUGGCGCCCGUGCUGGGGGAUGCGCAGCUCACGGAGGUCUCGAAGGUUGAGGGCGACGACUUGGGCCAGCGCUUCGUGGUCAGGAUGGGGGGUGACGUGGGCCUGGCUGAGCGCAGGGUGCGCAAGUUGGUGGCCACGCUUCGCGGCGGAGGCCCUGGCGGCACCUGGCGCCAAGUUGCGGCCGCGACUCCGACUGGCCACACCGCGCCGCUGUCCCUCAGCAAGGACAAGAACUCGCGCCAGGUGUCCCACGAGAUCACGCUCAAGAAGAUGCGACGUGCGCUCGAGGAGGGUCUCUCGAAGCGCAUCUUCGUCGAUCCGGUUGGCCCUGACCAGAUGGAAGGAGAAGCUGGCCCAGUACUGCUGGACCUGUCGUCGCGCGCCCCGCCUGACAUGCACCAGGUGUACGUGCGAGCCAUGCAGGCGGCUGCGGCAGAGACGCGCGAUGCGCAGCUGCAGGGCAUGGCUUGGUCGAAGCGGUGCACGGCGCUGAUCUUCAGGCAAGUGGCAAGGGUGGUGGCGCGCCAACACGUCUCGAUGGCGGAGAGCGGCGUGUGGCCAGGGCCAGGCGCGCCGAGCUUCAGGCGGAGCUUGAAGCCGAUGAGGAACAGCUACGAGUUUCUGAUCGCCGUCGGCUCCUUGGACAGCGCCGAGCCCUGGAACGUCGUGCUGCUCCCUGAUCGGUUCUCCCGCGGCGGCACCUUGCGGCCGUGGAAGCCCCUGGCGGCAGCGCGCCUGGCAGCGGAGGGCGACACCUCGGAGCGCUGCCGACGCGAGCGUGACUCCAAGGCCUUCAUCCCGAAGUACGGCAUGAAGGAGGCCAUCGCCUCUGCGGUGAACUUCAAGCUGAAGAGCAUGAUCGACCGUGGCGCCUCGAAGGCGCAGCGAGGCUUCAUCACGGGGCGGAACUUCCUGGAGAACCUGGUGGAGCUUGACGCCAUGUCCCGCGUCGCCUCCAUGUGCGCAUUGGAGCAAGCUCGUGGCUGGGAGGAGCCGACCCUCCUGAGCUUCGACUUCGCUCACGCCUUCCCGUCGCUCCUCCAUGACUGGAUGUGGCGGGUGCUGGAGGCGUGGACGGUGCCGCUCGGCCUGGAGCACCUGCUGAAGGAGUCCUACGCCAACGUCGAGGUCGUGGAGGCGGGACCCUGCCACUGGGUCCUCUUCGUCAUCUUGUGCGGGAUCUUGCAGGGUGACCCGCUCUCGGGGACGAUGUUCGUGAUCGGUGCGCAGCCGUUCGUGGAGGCGCACAUGCAGCAGCUGGAGGCCAAGGCCCUUGGCCUGACUCGCCGGCGUGCUGAUGACAUCCAGGCCCUGAUCUUCUGCAGGCGGGGGCUCCGCACACUGGCGAGGAUCUUCCGCCUCUCGGAGCGCCUCGCUGGCCUCCAGCUCCAGCCCAAGAAGUGCGCGGCCGUCCCGCUUUGGGCUCCGUUCUCGGCGGAGGUGGAGGACGCGAUGAGGAAGUGCCUGGACGAGGCCUGUGGGUGGGGCUCCUUCACCGUGGCCUCGUCGGUGGAGUUGCCGGGGUGCUUGGUGGGCCCUGGUGCAUCGCUGGCGGCCCAGUGGGCUGCGCCACUCGCGCGCCUUCGUGAGCGGGUCCUGGCACUGGCGGCAUCUCCGCUGGACAUGACGGCCGCCUUCUUCGAGCACGGCCGUCGAUGCCAGCCCGUCCUGGCCUGCAAGGCACAGCUCUGGCCGAUGCCGACGGAGCUGAUUGACGAUGAGCGCUCCCUGCUGUGCCGGCUCGCGAGGUGCUCGGGACGCUUGUUCAAGAAGAACACGUUCUUCGACUUGGAGACGCUGGUGGGUCCAAGAUGCGUGCCCACGUCGGACCUCCUGGCGGCGUCCCUCAUGCGCGCGGCCCUCUCGACGCUGGAGACAUGGCGGCGGGCCGCUGCGCACCUGAGUGAGGUGGCCCCCAGGCUGCCGAUGGUGCGUUGCAUGUCAGGCCAGCCCUGGCCUGCCUGGUGGGAGGCGCCCGCCCCCGCAGUCACGCUGGCGCGCGCAGAGGCGGCGGGGCGCGAGCUGCUCGAAAAGAGCGGGCUGCGCGUCAAGCUGUGGACCUCCCUGCUGGUGGCAAGUCGGCCCGACGGGCCCGUAGAGUGGCUAGCCAUGGCCGAGAUGAGCGCCUUCGUCUGCCCAGGCCAAGGCGACGAUUUCCUCUUCGCGGACGCGGAGCACCAUGUCGGCAUCCCUUCUGGCCGCGUGGCACGCGGGCCUGCUCUGCCUGCCGACGCCCCCGUCUCGCUCUUCCUGGCUGGUAAGAUGAGCUCUGCCGAGCUCCUGCGCCAGGCCGUGCCAGCCGACGUUCUGCCCAUCCACACCGCCGCCGCAGUGGCGCAGAAGCUGCUGGAGCCUGACGCCCUGCCGGACGACAACACCGUGCUUGGCGUGAGGUACCACGACGCGUCGCUGCUGGCGAGGCACCCAGAGGUGCGCGAGCGCUUCAAGCUCCGCAACGUGGGCAUGGCUGUCGCCCGGGACGGGGUGGCUCGCGCCGAGAUGUGGGCGCAGCGCUUUGAGAGGCAGUCUGGAAGGGGCCUGCGCGUGACAGCCGCCAACGAAAGCGGGCGGCGACGCGCAGAUUCGGGUGAAGGCGCUAGCAUUCGGGCACCCGCGGAUCAUGCAAUGGAGAACGCCCUGGAUGGAUAUUGGUACAACAGUUCCUCUGGCCACUUCAAGAUCGAAGGGAUGCAGAUUGUGUGGCAGAAGCACCGCCUGGCCUCCCAAGCCUGGACCCUGAAACCCGAGGGCGAAGGCAGCUACUCGGUCUCCGUGAAUGGCACCAAGCAUGUCGCGACUGUCGCGACGCGUCCUGGCAUCUCGCUGGUGUGGGGCGAUGGCGACGUGUGGGUGAAGAAGCGCGAGCUCGGCGCCUGCGCGCUGAAGAGCCGGCUGGAGGCGCUCGAUGCGCUGAAGGGCCACGUCGUCUUCGGCCGCAUCCCUGGCGAGGGGUGCAGCUACCGCGCGCUCGUGCGUGGCCACGGGCGGAGCGGCGAGCUGCAGCUCCUCGUGAACGAGAAGGCGGACUCCCUGGAGCAGGCCUUCCCGCUGCUGGACAUCGGGUCCAAGGCGUGGUCCCGGGCGGGGCUGCUCAAGAGCACCGCCAAGAAGAUCGCCAGUGUGUUGAAGGGCCACUUCCGCCUGGCCGCCAGCAUCUUGGGCAAGCAGCGGGACCUGGAGGCCUACCACCUGCUGAAGACGAGCUUCGCCAACCACCCGUCCCUGCAGGGCGGAGGGGAGGGCCGCCGCGGGCUCGACUGGCCACCCCUCCGGCCCCGGAACUUCCCCACUGUGGUCUGCGGCGGCCGCCAAGACCGCGGCGGGUGCUCCGUCUACGACCGCGCCCUCUCGGCCCUCUGCUGGCGCGCGCCCGCGCCGGCCGCGGCGGAGGGCGCGGUGCACCCGUUUGUGCGCGCCAUCCUGUCCAGGUGGCGUCAGGACCACGACGUCGACGGCUUCGAGCUCGUCGACGCCGUCGCCCUGCGGCCCAGGCCGCGCGAGCCCGGCAGCCCGGCGGUCGCCGCGCCCGCUGGGGAGGGGCUCGCCGCUGGGCGCAUGCUGCGCGUCGUGCGCCUCAAGGGGGCGGAGGAGGGGAAGACGGCCGCGCAGCUCGAGCGCGCGCUCAUCACCGCGGUCCUCGAGACGGACAGCUUCUGCGAACGCGACGGCUUUGUGCUUGUGGACGCCAGGAGCGCCGCGGACCCCUCGGCCCAGAGCCUGGAGCUUGCGCGGCGCCUCGUGCGCGAUCUGCUGAGGGCGCCGGAGGGCGCCUGCAAGGGGACGGUGGACGAGGAGGCGUCGGUCAAGGCGAUGAGGCGCUUCAGGGGCUUCAAGUACGGGGCCGGCUCGGAGGACUCCUACUUCUGCGGGUUGAUCCGGAAUGCUGUGGGCAAGCUGAUCGUGAGCCGGUGCAGGAUGCCUCUCUACCCCAUGCUGUGCAUCGACAUCCCCUUCGGUAGGCUCGACUGCCCGAACAUCGUGGCCGGCUACAACCGCUGCUACGGCGGGGUUCGCGGCGCCAUGCGGAAGGCGAGCGUGCAGGACGCGGCCAAGAGCUACGAGCAGUUCGACCAGCAGACGCGGCGCUUCUUCGACGAGGUCCUGUGCCCGCACCUCUUCGGUGGCCUGACGUUCCAACAGGCCAACGCCAUCUACCGAGCCCUGGAGGAGAGAGAACGUGCCGGAUGA